Molecule: messenger RNA, 1747 nt
Organism: Drosophila busckii
Lineage: Eukaryota; Metazoa; Arthropoda; Insecta; Diptera; Drosophilidae
Gene: RIOK2
Product: serine/threonine-protein kinase rio2
Exons: 4
Coding region: 78-1694 (538 amino acids)
Biological process (GO): maturation of SSU-rRNA; protein phosphorylation
Cellular component (GO): nucleus; cytosol; preribosome, small subunit precursor
Molecular function (GO): protein serine/threonine kinase activity; ATP binding
Source: RefSeq, a predicted model, not a curated record
AUAGAUAAAAACAAAACUUGCACGUGUAACACGUAAAUUCCGCAAAUGCAUAGCAAUUUAUAAAAAACUGCAACAAAAUGGGAAAACUGAACGUCACUGUACUGCGCUACUUGACCAAGGAUGACUUUCGUGUGCUGACAGCCAUUGAAAUGGGCAUGAAGAAUCACGAACUGGUGCCUGGACCUUUAGCAGCAGCGAUUGCGAACCUCAAAACAGGAGGAGUGCACAAACUUCUGAAAGAACUUUGCAAGCACAAACUGGUCACCUACGAGCGUGGCAAGAAGUAUGACGGCUAUCGGUUAACAAAUACGGGCUAUGAUUAUCUGGCGCUCAAGUCGCUGACACUGCGCGGCUCUGUUAGCUCCUUUGGCAAUCAAAUUGGCAUUGGCAAGGAGUCCAACAUAUAUGUGGUUGCCGACGAGGAGGGUACACCUAUAUGCCUAAAACUACAUAGACUUGGACGUACCUGCUUUCGCAAUGUGAAGUCGAAGCGUGAUUACCAUGGACGUCGUCACAAGGCAUCUUGGCUCUACUUGUCACGUAUUUCAGCAACACGUGAAUUUGCCUAUAUGACAGCCCUGCACGAUCGCGGCUUUCCUGUGCCCAGACCCAUUGAUUUUAAUCGCCACUGCGUUCUUAUGGAACUAGUCAACGGCUGGCCCAUGACACAAGUGCAUGAGCUGUUGGAUAUUCCACAGGUCUAUGAUGAUCUAAUGAAUCUUAUAGUGCGUCUAGGAAACUCUGGUGUCAUUCAUGGUGACUUUAACGAGUUCAAUAUAAUGCUCACCGAUGCCGGCAAACCUAUACUAAUAGAUUUUCCACAAAUGAUGUCCACUUCACACGAAAACGCUCAAUUUUUCUUUGACCGUGAUGUCACGUGCGUACGUGAAAUGUUCAGACGCAAAUUUGCUUACGAGAGCGAAGAUUUCCCCAAAUUUAGUGAUUUGGAGCGUGAUGACGAUUUGGAUGCUGAAGUACAUUGCACGGGCUAUGGCUUUACAAAAGAAAUGGAGCAGGAUUUGCUUAAAGAGUACGGCAUGAUUGAAGAGGAAGAGGAUGAGGAUGAUGAAGCUAAUGAGCCACCUGUUUUGGUGCCAGCAGAAACCAAUGAUAUCGACGAGUAUCGGAAGCAAUUGGAGCAUGAAGUAAGCUACAGUGAAACGAAACCAUCGGAGAAAUCAAAUGAUGCUAUAAAACGCUAUAUUGAGUCAUGCACACAAUUUUUGGGUGACUUGAACGUCAGUCCAGAGGUGCCAGACGAGGUUUUGGCGGCGGCGACAGUUAAUAGCGCAGCUAAGCAAGUUAUGCCAGUUGAGCAACAGAAGAUUGUUGAGGCAGUUCCUAUAACAAAGCCAUCAGUUGAGGUUGCCGAUGAUGCGCACUCGAUUAGUUCGAAUGACUUGGAAAAAGAUGAAAUGCCAGAGUUGGCCGGACUGGAUCCGAAGUCCAGAAUGUAUCGUCUCAAGCAGGUUGAGAUAAUGCUCAACGAUGCUCGCAGUCAGCGCUCCUAUUCAACCACAGCAAGCACAAUAGCCCCCUCUGUGAUUACAGAACGUUUACGUCGCAAUAUGGAUGUGCAUGAGAAGCGGGAACAGCGCAAGCGUUGUGUAGCCAAGGGAGAGGCAAGCGCUGUGCAUCGUCAUCGCAAGGAAAACAAGGAUGUGGUCAAAGAAUAUGCUGGCUGGGACUUUUAGUUUACCAUAAGUGCUUAUUUUAUUUCUCUUUUUAAAUGUAAAUAAUAAUAUCC